AUGAGCAUCUACCGACCAGAGGAAGAACCCGACCAGCAGCAGGAGGCAGGCCAGCAGGAGCAACAACAACAGAUUGCCACAACGACGGAGGGCACACCCCUGGUGUUUCCACCACUCACCCACCAGCGACUCGAGAACUGUGCCUUCUCGUCCUGGUACCCAAAGUUCAGAUCCAUCUCGAUCAAAUCCAAGAUCAUCCCUUUGCCCGACGAGUUUGUCUCCUAUCUCAAUGCCGACGGCGUCUUUAUCCCAGGACAGAGCGGCCUGACAUUGGCAUUGAAUGACAGCGAGGACGAGAGCGAGGACGAGAACAUUAGCGAUGCAGAUCGAUUCAAGGCACUUCAAGAGGCUACUUUCCGUCAGAGGACUGAAGGCGGUCAGGACGACAGUAGCGAUGAUGAGGAGGACGAUGAGUCAGAGCAAGGCGAGGCACCAUUACCAUACUUCCCAGGACUGGAACAGGAGAUUGAACAGACGAUCGCAGAAUUCGGAGGCGAGGUGUUUCCAAAACUCAACUGGAGUUCUCCAAGGGAUGCCAGCUGGAUUGCGGCGACCAAUACGUUGAAGUGUCAGAACGUGAGCGAUAUCUUCCUUCUCCUCAAGUCGUCUGAUUUCAUUGCACAUGAUCUGGCGCAUGCUUAUGAGGAUUGUUCGGAUGCCGCUGCGGAGGGUGCGGGGGGUGUGAGGCAAAGACCUGAGGUUGUGGAGUUGGUGUUGAGGAAGUGGUUUGACCUUGCGCCCUCGAUGGAGUUUAGGUGUUUUGUUCGCGAGAACAAGCUUGUUGCCAUCUCGCAGAGGGACAUGACCUACUAUGACUUUUUGAAGGGCAUUCAGGAAGAGUUGGAGGAUAAGAUUGUUGAUUUCUUUGAGGACAAGAUCAAAGGUCGCUUCCCCGAUAGCCACUACACGUUCGAUGUAUACAUUACCAGGAACAAGGACAGGAUCUACCUCAUCGAUUUCAACCCCUUUGCCCAAAAGACCGACUCCCUCUUAUUUGACUGGAAAGAACUCCUCCUCCUGGAUCUAGAAGAUCAAGAACAAUUGGACCACCUGCCGGCGAUGAGGUUGUUGGAAUCUGAGGCGGCGGGGAGUCAUAUGCAGCAGCCAUUUGCGUUUAAUCGGUACCCUGCGGACGUGACGGAUUUAUCAAAUGGGCAGACGGUCGCAGAAUUUGCGGAGGCGUUUUAUAAGAAGGUGCAGUCUGCUAAUUCUUCUGAUUAA
Molecule: messenger RNA, 1221 nt
Organism: Linnemannia hyalina
Lineage: Eukaryota; Fungi; Mortierellomycota; Mortierellomycetes; Mortierellales; Mortierellaceae
Source: the annotation of a GenBank genome assembly